CAGAACGUCGCGAGGCGCCGCUGGUGGACAAACGAGCCGGUUACAGUUAAAAACCUGCCGCGCCGAUAAACUUCGGGCUCGGGUUUUAUUAUUAUAACCGUCGUUAUUAUUGAUAACCGAGGCUGUACGUAAUAAAUUCGUAUUAGAGGAAUUGAGUAAAGGCGCUGGGCUCGGUUUUUGCGCAUUCGUUGUGGAAUAAACGAAGAGAAGAGGACGAGUGACGUCGUUUCUAAAGGAGACUUGGCUGUAAUCCCUGCGCUAUCUUUAGGUUAGCUGACCUGCUAACAAAGAAAGUCUUGUGUCAGAAGGAGAAAUCCCCACUCAUUUUCUUUAGUUAUGAGUCAUGUGGUCGUCGACAGCUCACACGGUCUAGAUCAGCAGCUUUGUGUUCUAGACUUGAACUCUGCUGACGUGCAGGGUGGAGGCACCGGCAAGCGUUACAUUCCUCCUCACUUGAGAAACAAAGAUAUUGCUAAAAAUGCAGGAAAUGCUUAUUCCGCUGGUAGACAGAGCGGUUAUUCAAUGCCACCAGUUCUGAGCUUUUCUCCUAAGCAGUAUCCUCAAAGUUGGCAUCCUGAAAGAACCCCCAGAAAUAAUUAUCAGCCUGGAUGGGAUGACUUUAGGACUGGUUACCCAAGAUACCCUUCCCAGGAGCUUUCCUUCUAUCACACCUACAGUGGUGGCUGGCCAGAGAGAUGUGACUCUCCUGGCUGGGAUGCUGCACGUAGCAAUGGCUUUGUUAAUGGAUACCAUGACACUCGCAUGAAUGGAGGUGCAAACUUUGGACGUGGUCCUCCUCGCAAUGACCGAGGUGGCCGUGGAAGCUUCAGAGGCAACAGAGGCAGUGCGACCUUCACCCAGCCUAUACACAACACAACCUUCGUAGGCUUUGAGAACAAAGAUGUGGGAUGGAAUGCAGCUAUAAACAGAGAUGCUUACUCCAGCUUUGGAGCACGUUCUGACAGAGGAAAGCCUGCCUUCUUUAAUGACCGGGGUACAGGAUCACGAGGAAGGUAUGAGCGUGGGGGUUUCGGUGGUGGUGCAGGAAUGGUAAACACUCGGUGGGUAGAAGAGUCCAGGGAUGAGGAGGACUGGUCAAAGCCUACCCCACCCAAUGAGCGUGUGGAACAUGAGCUGUUUUCUGCAAGCAACACGGGAAUUAACUUUGAGAAGUAUGAUGACAUUCCUGUGGAGGCCACCGGAAACAAUUGUCCUGGCCCUAUUGAGAAUUUCCAUGAUGUUGACAUGGGGGAGAUCAUCAUGGGCAACAUAACUCUGAGCCGCUACACUCGUCCCACUCCCGUGCAGAAGCAUGCCAUUCCCAUAAUCAAGGCCAAGAGGGACCUUAUGGCCUGUGCUCAAACAGGCUCUGGGAAGACUGCAGCGUUCCUGCUCCCAGUGCUGAGUCAGAUCUACACUGAUGGACCUGGAGAAGCCCUGCAGGCUUCUAAAGCUAGUGGUCAGGAGAACGGAAAAUACGGCCGCCGCAAGCAGUAUCCCAUCUCUUUGGUCUUGGCUCCAACCAGAGAACUUGCUCUACAGAUUUAUGAUGAAGCCCGGAAGUUUGCAUACCGCUCUAGAGUCCGCCCGUGUGUGGUGUACGGUGGGGCUGACAUUGGCCAGCAGAUCCGUGACCUAGAGAGAGGCUGUCAUCUGCUGGUGGCCACACCUGGACGUCUGGUAGACAUGAUGGAGCGUGGCAAGAUUGGCCUGGACUACUGCAAUUACCUGGUUCUGGAUGAGGCUGACAGAAUGCUGGACAUGGGCUUCGAGCCACAGAUCAGACGUAUAGUGGAGCAGGACACCAUGCCUCCCAAAGGCGCACGUCAGACUAUGAUGUUCAGCGCUACAUUUCCCAAGGAAAUCCAGAUAUUGGCACGUGACUUCCUUGAGGAGUACAUUUUCCUGGCCGUGGGCCGCGUGGGAUCCACUUCAGAGAACAUCACCCAGAAAGUGGUCUGGGUGGAGGAGAGCGACAAGCGCUCGUUUUUGCUGGACCUGCUUAAUGCCACAGGCAAGGAUUCUCUUACACUGGUGUUCGUGGAGACUAAGAAAGGUGCAGAUGCUCUCGAGGACUUUCUUUAUCGCGAGGGCUAUGCCUGCACCAGUAUCCAUGGCGACCGUUCUCAGAGGGAUCGUGAGGAAGCGCUUCACCAGUUCCGCUCUGGGCGUUGCCCUAUUAUGGUCGCCACAGCUGUGGCAGCCCGUGGGCUUGAUAUCAGCAAUGUGAAGCAUGUCAUCAACUUUGACUUGCCCAGUGACAUUGAAGAAUACGUCCAUCGUAUUGGGCGUACUGGGCGUGUGGGAAACCUUGGUUUGGCCACUUCUUUCUACAAUGAUAAGAACAGCAACAUCACCAAAGACCUGCUGGACAUUUUGGUGGAGGCCAAACAGGAGGUUCCUUCCUGGCUGGAGAGUUUGGCUUUUGAGCACCAGCACAAGAACAGCAACCGUGGACGCUCCAAGAGGUUCUCUGGAGGUUUUGGGGCCAGAGAUUAUCGUCAGAUGUCUGGGGGCGGCAAUGCCUUUGGCAACCGUGGUGCUCGCAACCCAGGAGGCCAUGGAGGAAACCGAGGUUUUGGAGGGAAUAAGGGUGGCUUUGGGAAUUUUGUGAGCGAUGGCUACGGUGGAAGUUACGGCAACUACGGAGGGAACUACACCCAAGUGGACUGGUGGGGCAACUAAGUGUCUCAGCGCAGCGGGUCACCACGCCAAACUAGCUGAACGGAAACCACAUGUUAACAUAGCCAGACUCUACGCCCUGUGUAGCUUUAAGAACUCGCAGUACAUUACACGCUGUGAUUCUCUGUCUGCAUUCUGAAUGGAGCUUAAAGAGAGAGAAUGGCAUGUGGGCAGAGACAGAGCGUCACUGUCAGACAGGAAACAACGCGGACGCCCAGUUGUGUGUUUUGAUCUAGAACCUUGGACUUAGUUUUCAACUGCACUUUUCUUUCUUUGUUUAGAAACAAAACAAAAAAGGACAAAAAACGGAGGAUCAUUUAUAUGUUAAUGUACUGUGCCUUUAAAUUUAGACAGGAGUUUUCUUUCAUUUUCACUGAAUGAACUAGGCCAAGAGCUCAAUUUUUGUUUUGUUGUAAAGGCAUAUAAACGUUUGUACUUAAUCAAACCUUGGCAAACCUUGGAUAACGUGACUUAAACGAGUCACGGUUCCAUUCGAACCUCAAAUUGUCACAGGGGUAUCAUGUAGCCUACAGUACAGGCCAGAGAACUAACAGCUACUGGAAACCAGCACAGACGUGGUGGAUUCAAGCGAUGAAUCCUCUGUGUGGCAACGUUUUGUUCUAAGGAACAAAGUUCUGACUUCUUUUUUUUUUGUUUAGUUUGUUUUGCUCACUCUAUCCUGGAUAGGCACCUAUUUAGGGAUAUGGUAGUCUUCAAAAAAGGCCAUUCCAGUUGUGAUGAGAAUUUUCACGACAAAAUGGUAGAAACACUCUGUGUUACUGACACUGUAGUUUAAAGAUAUAUACAGUGCUGGAACUUGUUACUCCACUGCUUUUAAUUGACUUGACAGUGUUAUGGCAGCUAGUAAGUAUCACAUGCUAGCCACUGUGGAAGUGGGCGUUUUUGUUGUUUUUUCUUGAAACAUUUUGAAGGGAAAGAACAGAAGAUUCUUUAUGAAAAAAAAAAAUACUAAACCUUUUGGUGAAAUGUUUCUUCACAAAAAACAAAAACAUGCCUGCCAUUUUGAAGGCAAAGUUCAAACGGCUUCAAACGGACCAUAGUACCAAAGCGGCCUUGCCUCUCGUCAUGGCCACUUUGGUCGUAUACGCAUGCUAGUGUUUUGUUUUUUGGUCAAGGGCAGAGGACAAAAUCUGUCACAGGCUUUACUUUAUUACGUUUUCUCUUUUCAAGCUGCGUUGGAGGCAUGGCUCCUUUUUUCCUAGGCAGAAGCGUUAGGAGAUGGCUGCGAGUUCAUUUUGAGGCAUUGGCAGAUAUGCGCAGGGUUUUCUGAGUUAGGCCUGGUGAGUGUGCACGGCUGCGGUCAGGAUCACUGUGCGGUGGCCAAAAAAACCCAGGUUUUCCCUCCUUGUGGUACAUUUUUAAUGCUGUCGUCUCCUGGAGUUCAUCUGCUCUGAGGUAAACUUACCGCUGGCCGUAGAGCCGGCUCUCUGCUUCCUUUUCAAAAAAGACUGAGGGAGCUUCAGAGAAGAAGAAGAGUACAAGGAGGAGGGGAAAAGGCAUUUAACUUAAGUGCAAUAGAUUUUUCUUCUCAAGCGUGUUGUGCCUUGACAUUUUUUAAACCGAUGAAUUCAAGCGUAUGCAUUGACAGUAUUGAGAACUUAAAGAUGAAUGGUGCUAUUUCAGUUAGGUCUAGGCCCAUGUAUGUUGUGCCCAUCAAGUUUUACAAAGUUGUUUUAUUGCACAUCUAGAGUUUUAUAUCAAUGUCUUGAGUGCGUGUCCUCAAGCUUCCAAAUAUUGUGAAUGGAGAGAUGGAAACGCAGCUUGUUUACAAAAUGGGAAGGGAUCUCAAUAUUUACCAGGAUUUAUUUGGGACCAGGGGGAUCAGCAGUGGGGGAAUUUAGCUAUUUGCACACAGAUUUCUAGAUUCUACUUUUGCUGCUAGUUUUGUGUAAUUUAUUAAGCAUUUUUUGAGAAAUAUUUAUUUUUAUAAGCCUCAAAGUGAUUCUUUGAAAGUUUCAAGAAACUUGACCAAAAGACAGUACAAAAACACUGGCACUUGAAUGUUGAAUGUCACCUGUAUGCGUGAAAUUUCUAUACUCUGGGGUAGUGUGAGCUUUUAAUGUUUCAGACAUAUUGGACUCAGUCAGUAUCCACAGCUGUUGAAGGCCUAUAGGCCAUAUUUCUGUACUAAAUUUCUAAUUGGCUUUCGAAAUUGGAAAUUGGGGGGGGAGAAACAUGCCAAGGUUUGGAACAAAGUGUUCAAAUGACCUAAUCACUUCUUAAAUGUAUCAUUGCAAAAAAAGUGUCCAGUUUCUCCAAAUGUGCAUUUUUUCUUUGUUUCCUUUAAAAUUGGAAUUUGUUCUGUUUGAUUUUUAUUUCAGUGAAUGUCUGGCACAUGGCAAUCUUCAACAUGUGGUUCUUCUCUAUUGUUGCAUUUGCAUAUACAGCACUUCUGGGUUUCUGAGGAGAAGCUAGCAAGCGCUACAGCUAGCAAUAAGUCUUACUGUGGCUUUGCGGGCUUAAAUUCACGGCCUGCGGAGGUGGAACGAAAGCGUAUCGCUUGCUGGCUUUCCUGAGAACAACCGGGAGCGCCUUAGAUUUAGUAUUUGCUUUAUGUAGUAGUGUAUGUAGAAGCUAUGCACUGCAUGAGAAGACUCAGCUGUGCAUUUAUUGUAUGAUUUUACCAAAAUAAAAGUUUGAAAUGCUAAUUCCUUACAAAACCAAGCAUGUUUUCUAAAACAAUCAAUGUAGCAAAAAGGGGGGGUGGGGGUCUUGUAGCAGCUGUUAAUAGUGUGGCUAAAAGUUAUUGGCAUUGUUUGGAAUUCAAUUGGUUCAAGUUUGUUUACAACAUAUAAAUUGGUUUCUUUCCUGA
Astyanax mexicanus (Mexican tetra) is the source of this 5515-nucleotide messenger RNA. It is a transcript of the gene ddx3xa, whose product is annotated as DEAD-box helicase 3 X-linked a. The record is from RefSeq and is a predicted model, not a curated record. Bases 337 to 2685 code for a protein of 782 amino acids. Lineage: Eukaryota; Metazoa; Chordata; Actinopteri; Characiformes; Acestrorhamphidae. The transcript has 21 exons. Gene Ontology annotation, molecular function: RNA helicase activity; RNA binding; ATP binding. Gene Ontology annotation, cellular component: P granule; nucleus. Gene Ontology annotation, biological process: gamete generation; cell differentiation.